UUGAUAUGAAUCCCCAACUUUAAUUAACGUGCACAAAUGAAUACGGCUUUUUGUAUCAGCUGCGACUUUUAUUUUGAAGAGUGAGACUACAAGGAACUGACUGCGCAAGACAUGAAAACAGAAGUGAAGUGAAAUGACAUUGGACCUGAGAUCUUAUGGGUGUCCAGGGUCUGACCACCUACGUGGAGGGGAACAGACACUUCCUCCAAGAUGUGAAGUUCAGAGACAGUCGUCUAGUUAUUGAUGGCUGCAGUCUGUAUUUCCGCCUCUACUUUAACCACGGUUUGGACCAGCAGCAUGGGGGGGACUAUGAUGCCUUUGCAUGCCUUCUCAACCAGUUCCUAUCUGCGUUGACAGCCUGUAACAUCCAGCCCUAUGUGGUACUGGAUGGAGGGAUUGACCCGAGUGAUAAGAAGUUCCCAACUCUGCGCCAGCGUCUGCAGUCCAAAAUAAGGGAGGCUGACAGUCUCUCCCACGGACGAAAUGGCUCUGUUCUCCCCAUCCUCACGAGGAAAGUGUUCAUUCGGGUCCUUAUGGAGAGAGCCGUCCCUUUAGUCCAGUGUCCUGCUGAGGCUGACUGGGAAAUUGCAUGCUUGGCUCACCAGUGGAACUGCCCUGUUCUGACAAAUGACAGUGAUUUUUACAUUUUUGACCUCCCAGGGGGUUACCUGCCACUCAAAUUUUUCCAGUGGACCCACCUGAAUGGUAAAGCCUCUAACCGCUACAUCUCUGCCCGACGCUACACUACUAACGGGUUGUGCCGCUUGUUUGGUGGAUUGAACAAGGAGUUGCUCCCUUUAUGUGCAGUCCUGACUGGUAAUGACUACGGCACGCCAAAAGAUGCUGAGACUCUCCUGGCGAUGAUAAAUCUGAAUGCAUUGGUAAGAGGUGGAAAAGGUAGGGCACCUUCCUCUCGCAUAGAGGGCAUCCUCAUUUGGCUGUCCUCUUUCCCAACUCCAGCAGAGGCCCUGCAAGAAGUGGGUAGGCUAAUGGGGGAGGAUGGAGGUGGUAGGGGCAAAAGAGAGAAAAGUGGGCUCAGUUUGCAGCUGUGGGAAGGAAUGCAGGAGUAUCAUGUCAAGCCGCAGAGCUCUCUGGCUCGCUGGUUCUCCAAAGGGCAGACCUCCGGGCUUCCACAGCUGCCUGAGUGUCUAUCCCUGGCUGCCACACAAGGUAUGUUGUCCCCCUUGGUGGUGGAUGCUCUGGUGAUGCGAAGGGUCCUUCUUAUACCACAGGUGGAGAACAGCAAGCUAGCAAGCAGCCACUGCUGUGCCAAAGCUAUCCGCCAGGCUGUGUAUGGGAUACUACUGCAAGUAGGGGAUGUGAGGGUACAGGGAAACAGCCAAGGGAGGGGAGGUGGGAGAGGGCGAGGUGGAAGGGGGAGGGGAGGUGGUCAGGUUGGUGGAGGUAGGGGUCCGCUUUGUGGUGGAGAAACAGCAGCUCAGUCUCAGGAUUCUGGAUGCCAUGUUUCUGUUGAGGAGUAUGACCGUCUUGAGCUAAACUUGAAGAAAAACCAAGUGGAGGCACGUCAGACCAGGACUCCUAUACACCUUGGUACACUUGGACAGGCUCCUGCAGCAGUGCGUCUCAACGUCCUGUUAGAAGUUUUAGGCACACAAGAGUUAGCUCUUGCUGCUGUCCCUCCCUACCUUUGGCUGGCUGUAGCAGUGACCGGCUUCUGGCUUCGAGAGGCCAAACCAACCCCCUCACAGCCCCAGCUCCAGGCUCUGUUACUGGGCUUGGUUUACGGAGAGCUGUCCUGGAAUAACCAGCAUGGAGCUACUCACUACCAACAUGACUUUGCACAGCUGAACUGGGCUGCAGAGCACCAUGUGGGAGCUGCUCUGGAUCGACUCCGUGUUAGGCCCAGGGAGAGACGCGGUCUUGAUGUCGGAGCGGCUCACAGUUUCAGCCAGUGGCAGGCCUGCCUCUGGAGUGCACUGUGUCUGAGUGAGCUACUGCUGCUGCCACUGCCUGAACCUCACCUGUCAUGGUUGUUCAGUGGCACCUUGGUGCACGGCCUCCUCCGCAACCUGAAAGGUGGCAAAACCCCAGAAUCCCUCCUCAGCGGAGGCUACUUAUCUGGACAACUCUACCGCUGCCUGCUGGAUGCUGUGAGGAACUGCAGCUCCAGAAACCAACCCUCCUCUUCGGCAGCAGGCAGGAAGAGAAGAGGUGGAGGUCGUGGAAGAAGAGGAAGAGGUGGUAGAGGAGGGAGAGGAGGGGGGAGCGGGACUGAGGAGAUAAACAACAGGUUUGCUCUCCUGAUGAGCGAGGAAGAGUUUGACGAUGACUGAGGAGGCUGCAGAAUGACAUCAGCUCACUAUGGGGCCAAACAGGGAAGGACAUUCCAGUGUUUAAUUGUAACACCCUGGGAAUGUGAAGUCAUUAACGUGCAAAGAACUGCACUUCCAAAUGGUUACCACAGAGCUUCUUUAUACUUUUACUGCACUAUUACAACCCUCAUCUACCAUUCUGAAUCAAGUAAAUUCAUCUUUUUACUGAAGCACACUCAUGCCAUGAUUUUAAUAGAUAUAUGCAGCUUGUAUUCACAGUGAAGUCCUAUUCAUUCAAACAGUUAAUUCACCAUUUAUCAUCUCUGUUGACCAAAAAGUUUUCUGGCAGCUAUUGUCUCUUUUAUGCGCAUGAUUAAUACCUUAAUACUUAUGAAUUUGGUACUCAAGCUUUUGUACAAUAAUAAAAUAACAAAUCAAGGAACUC
Molecule: messenger RNA, 2718 nt
Organism: Cheilinus undulatus (humphead wrasse)
Lineage: Eukaryota; Metazoa; Chordata; Actinopteri; Labriformes; Labridae
Gene: aste1b
Product: asteroid homolog 1b
Exons: 7
Coding region: 156-2294 (712 amino acids)
Source: RefSeq, a predicted model, not a curated record